Molecule: messenger RNA, 1581 nt
Organism: Pyrenophora tritici-repentis Pt-1C-BFP
Lineage: Eukaryota; Fungi; Ascomycota; Dothideomycetes; Pleosporales; Pleosporaceae
Product: Periplasmic protein TonB
Source: RefSeq, a predicted model, not a curated record
AUGUCGGCCUAUCGCUCCUCGACCGGCAACUUGGGCCGCUUUGAAGAGCCGCCUCGCGGUGGUGGUGGUGGUGGUGAACGAUGGGAUCGUGACAGAUUUGAGCGCAUGAGGAGAGGCGGAGGGGGUGGUGGUGGUGGAAGUGGAGGCGGCAGCGUCGUCUCUGGUCAUGGCCGUGGUCGUGACGACUAUGAACACUUCCGCUUCCAAGAGCACGACCGCUUCCCUGGGGGCCAUCGCGAUGUCGAUAUCCAUGAAGACCGCUCCCGCCGAGGUCCUCCAGUGAUGGAACGAGAACGAGAGCGAGAACGAUUUCAUGAGGACGAGCGCUUUGGACAACCCCCCCGUCGUGCCCCUACCGAGCUUUUCCAUGAGCCCAGUUCAUCCGAAAUCGCAAAUCAAGCCCUUGCUCCCUAUCGCCGUAGAUCUGUAAUCGACAAAGAUAUCGAUAUUGACAUCGACAUCAACGAGCGCCGACGCACCCCUCGUCCGCCCAAACCAGCACGGCCACAGUACAUUCGACGACAAUCGUCCCUCGACACCUUUGACCGCCGACCUAUGCCACGAUAUGGCGAUGUUGAGAGGAUUGAGCGAUACGAAACCCACGAGUACCGACCACCGGCCAAUGUCCCCAUCCCACUUCCCAUCCGCGAGCGCCGCCGAUCGCCCCGUCAUCACUUCGACGAGGAAGACGACUUUGAGGAGAUCACAUACGACGACCGUGGUGGUAGACGCCGGGAACGAGAAGACUACCGCGAAGUCGAAGUUCACCGAGAGAAGAGCAGAGUACGAAGGAGCAAGAGCGUAGCAGCAAAGUCAACUCGCAGCUCCUCCAUGUCUAGUUUCGAAGAGAUUCAGCCUUCUCGCGCAACCUGGGGCAAGAAGGGCAAGACGAGACUCCCAAAGCGCCUGGUGAAGAAGCAAGCUGUCAUCGAUCUCGGCUACCCGUUCGAGGAAGAGGACGACUUCAUCAUUGUUACACGAGCGCUCGAGAAGGAACACAUCGACGAGGUCAUUAAGGUUAGCGAGAACUACAAAGAAGAGAAAAUCACAUACGUCUACGAGGAAAAGGUUGAAGAUGCCCCGCCGCGACCACCCUCUGUUCAUUCCGCCGCACCACCACCACCUCAGGAAUACUACCCUCCACCACCUCCUUCAGUAAUGCACGCGCCGCCUCCGCCUCCACCCAUGCAAUACGCUCAACCUCCCCCCACGGUAGUAUACGCCCAACCACCGCCAUCCCACCACGCCCCAACAGUCUACGCACACUCUGAGCGCGCCCCAUCCCCUUCCGUCCACGAGCACGAGCGCUACGUUGAAAUCGACCGCUCAGCCGCCAUCCACGGCCCAGCGACCUCAUUCCUGCCCGAGCACCGUUCCCUUGUCAUCCGCAAGGACGAUCGCCGCUCUGAGCGUGACAUCCGCGAGGAGAUCCGAUCACUGGAGGAAGAGCGCCGCAUGCUCAAGUAUGAGCGCGAAGGCGACCGCGAGUAUGAAUUCAUCGAGCGUGCGCCCAAGAAGGAGAUUAUGCGCGUUGACAGAGACCGAAAGGGUAGGUUAGCCCUUGUUCGCUCGGCCCAUUAG